AUAUUGUUGUGUGUGAUUAAUACGUAGAUUGCGUUGUUUUGUAAAAAUAUAUUUAUGUCCGUGAAAUGUGUUUAUAAAUGCAACAAAUUAAUAAAAGAUCGCAAUCAAUAUAAGAAACCAGCUCAUCUUCAACUGCGUUUUAAUUAUUUUGGUUUAAUUUAGAUGUCAGGAAAAAACUAGUUGUGAAAGUGAGAGCUGCGAUUAAAAUAUUUACGUCUGGUAUUACUUUCCUUUAGUUUUAUUUUACAAAGUAGUAAAGGUAAAACUCUUUUCAGUGACCUUGGUUCUGAUGGUAAACACAAAAGAUAACAGUAAUAUGUUACUGGUUCAGCCAACAUUAGAACAGCAAGCUUUCAUUCGAAACUCCCUGGACCAAAAUUCGCACGAUAUCCAAACCGAGAUCGAAAUUCUGAAAAAAUGGUUAAAGGAGCAACCGCAUCUCCCCGAUACCUGGGAUGAACACUGUUUAUUCAUUUUUCUCAUGGGAUGUAAAUUCUCCUUGGAAACGUGCAAGAAAAAAUUGGAAAUGUAUUUCAUCUUCAGAGCUACGUUGCCGGAAUUUUUUUCCAACAGGGAUGUCAGAAACCCAGAAAUAAGAGAAGCUCUUAAUGUCAUGGAAGCAACGGUCUUGCCAGAGUUAACUCCCGAUGGCAAACGAGUAUCUAUAGCAAGACCUGUAAAAUAUGAUUUCGAAACACCAAACAUAGCUGACAUGAUAAAACUUGUUUUCAUGGUGGGUGACCUCAGAUUAAAAUUAGAAGAAACGGGUGUUUUCGAUGUCUACAUUGCUGAUUUUAAUUUUCCUUUGGCGAAGCACUUUUAUAAAAUAAAUCCGUUGGUUUUGAAAAAGAUGUUCAUGUGUAUUCAGGAAGGAUUUCCUGUGAUGAUCAAGGAACUUCACUUAAUUAACGCUCCUCCUUUUAUUGAAUUUGCUAUCAACCUAAUUAAACCAUUUUUGUCACCUGAGUUAAGUCAAGUUAUUCAUGUUCAUACUUCCAUAGAAACGUUGUAUGAAUUUAUUCCAAAGGAAAUAUUGCCAGAGGAAUAUGGCGGAAAUGCUGGAAAGAUGUCAGAUUUACAAGACAAGUGGCUUAGAAUUCUGGAAGAAUAUAGUCCUUGGUUCGAAAAAGAGGAAAACAUUAAGGCUGAUUUGUCAAUAACCGCACUACAGAACGGUCUACGUGAAGAUUAUAGAGAGUUAGAAGGUAGUUUUAGAAACUUAUGUGUAGAUUAAAUGAAAAAUUGUCAUGUUAUUUGUAAAACGUUUGUAAUAGCAGGAUCAUGGUUAAUAAUUUUUAGUUGGAAACAAGUGGUAAAUUUUAAUUGGUGCACGCAUAAUAAUGAAAAUAUACAGUAAAAAUAGUAAAUAAGUUUGCUUAAGCUCCACACUGUUACGAAGUCUCAAAAAGAAUAAAACAGGAAAAAAAUAAAAACCGAGUAAAGCAAUAAAUAUUUUUACAUAAAUAGAUGCUAGACAGUUACAUCUAUCUCACUAAACAUGCAGAUGUUUAUUCUGACCACAGGUUUUUUGAAAUAUUGUAACAUUCUUUGCUUAAACACUGGCGUAGAAGAAGAGUUCACGACACCAUCACCUAGGCCAUUCCAUACAGUGAAGAUUCUGUUCUUCAAAAACUUUUCCGAAGUCUGCUGUUAUACUUUUCAUGAUAUAUUUUGUAACAAAUAUUGCAAACAAGAAUUGUGAAAAUAAACGAAAAUGCUAGAGAGGUCGACAAGUCUGGAACCGGUUACCGGAAGUCUCGAUUGCGGCGUCCAGAAAAGUCUCGAAAGGGGCGUUCGCGAUCCAUCUAGAGGAAUGUACGGCUUUAAAUGGAGACCACCGUCGGGAACGAUUAUUAUUCAAUCAAUUCAGUCCACAAGAGUACAGUCAAGUUGCACAGGAAUUAUUUUGUACAUAAUAGCUGUAAA
Molecule: messenger RNA, 1926 nt
Organism: Zophobas morio
Lineage: Eukaryota; Metazoa; Arthropoda; Insecta; Coleoptera; Tenebrionidae
Product: alpha-tocopherol transfer protein-like
Exons: 5
Coding region: 290-1234 (314 amino acids)
Cellular component (GO): membrane
Molecular function (GO): phosphatidylinositol bisphosphate binding
Source: RefSeq, a predicted model, not a curated record